Vombatus ursinus (common wombat) is the source of this 2813-nucleotide messenger RNA. Its product is annotated as transforming growth factor beta activator LRRC32-like. Gene Ontology annotation, molecular function: protein binding. The record is from RefSeq and is a predicted model, not a curated record. Lineage: Eukaryota; Metazoa; Chordata; Mammalia; Diprotodontia; Vombatidae. The transcript has 2 exons. The coding region runs from base 50 to 2146 and encodes 698 amino acids.
AGUUGGCUGCUCAGGGCCAGGGCAAGAAGAGCUGAAGGAGGCCAGCAGCAUGGGUCUCCAGGAGGCUAUUAGUCCAGGGCCCAGCUCCCUGGGUCUCAGCCUGCUCCUAGCUCUGCUGCACACAAGCCCUGAGGGCAUCACUGGACACUCAGCCUCUCUGCCACCUGGCUGCCUGACGGGCCUGCUGAGGGUGUCCUGCCAGGGCCUGGGCCUUCACACAUUCCCAGCAGCGUUGCCUUUGACCAUAGAACAGCUGGACCUCUCUCACAACCGCUUGCAAGUUCUACGGGACAACGCCAUGGAAGACAGGCCAAAUCUGCGUCACCUGGACCUCCGGGGGAACGGGCUGGAGGAGCUCUCCAUGGGGGCCCUGCUGCCCCUGCGCUGGCUCCAUGCUCUCAUUCUCGCAGACAACUCCUUGAAUCGGGAUCACGUGUCCAACAGCCGGGCGCUGCGGCUUCUGGGCCACCUGCGGCUCUUGGACCUCUCCGCCAAUCGCCUGGACAGUGACAUGGCCACCUUCUACGUGGCCAAUCUCAGCUCCUUGUGGAGUCUGGACCUCUCCAACAACCUUAUCACCCACCUGGCACGUGGCACCUUCCUGGGCUCCCCCAACCUGUUGGACAUUAACCUCAGUGACAACUACAUCCUACAAAUCGAAGCUGGGGCUUUCGAAGGUUUGCUGCAGCUGCGGGAGCUCUCCCUGGCUAGAAACUCCCUGCACUGCAUCUCCGAUUUCAGCCUCAGGGCCCUGCGGCGACUCAACCUAAGCUCCAAUGCCCUGCAGCUCUUUGCCACUGAGGAGGGAAGUUGGGGCUACCAGCUCCAGGUGCUGGACCUGAGCCACAAUCAGCUGAGGGCCAUGCCAUUGCUUUCAGCUCUGCGCCAUCUCCACCAUCUCAACCUCUCAGACAACCAUCUGGCCUCCCUGGAGCCCCAUGCCCCACCCUCUACUCAAGGCACUGGCCCUUCAGACCAAGAGGUGAGCAGGCCAAAUCUGCUCCAGAGUGGCUCUGAGCCAGCGGCCAGCUUGCCUGAGCUCACUGACCUUGACCUCAGUAGGAACCAACUGGACACACUUCCAAUGGGCUUCCUUAGCCACCUCUCUUCCCUCCAGAGACUCAGCAUGGCCUGGAACUGUCUCCAGAAUAUGUCAGCUCACCAGGCCAGCCCUAGGCUGCCUCUUCUGCCCCUGAGGUCUCUGGAUCUCCGAGGGAAUUGGAUUCAGACUUUUCCCAGCUGGGUCUUUGAAAUCCUGCCCCAUCUUGAAGUCUUGGAUUUGGGAGACAAUGAGCUCCGGCUAUGCUGGAGGCCAGAGGGUGGGCAAGAUGGGCCCUUGCAAGGGACCCUUCGGCCGUUCAGCUCUGCCUUCCACCUGAGGCACCUGAGCCUGAGUAGAAACAGGCUGAAGGGGCUGUGCCUCCCCGGAUUUCCCCCUGCAGCCUUGUUCUCUCUAGAUCUCUCAGGUAACACAGGGCUAGCUCUGGUGCCCAGUGACCUGCAGGGCCUGCAGCAUUCUUUGCAUGAGCUCUCCCUCCGAGGGAACGGCAUGGAAAGUGCCCACUUGCGGCUUCCCUGCCUUCGGGAACUGCGAGUCUUGGACCUCUCAGGCAAUAAGCUGGCUAAGCUGCCCUGGCCCCUCCACUGCUCCUCAUAUCUGCGGAGCUUAGACCUGCGCAAAAAUCUCCUCCAGGCCUUAGACACAGAGGUCUUGGGCAGCUUAGGUGGCCGCCUCAGCUCUGUGCUCAUCACAGGCAACCCCUUCUACUGCUGUACCCUGGGCUGGCUGGCUGCUUUGGCCAGUGCCAACGUGAGUGUGCCAGACUUAGAAGAAGCGUGGUGUGUGUACCCAGACAGUGAGGGGGGCUCCUGGGCCCCCCUGACCGGGAACCACACUCACCUCUGUACCUGGUGGCAGUGGCGGGGAACUCAGGCCGGGUGGGUGCUGCUGGCUGUCAUAGGCCUGUUCCUCAUCUGCUGUGGGGUGGCCACCCUGCUGCGGAACAGUCCAAAGCUUCCCUGGGUCCUGCAACUUAGGAAGAGUUGGGCCUGCCCAAAGCCAGAGCCAGACAACAACCAGAAGACCGUGGGUAGGGAGAGCCUGGGCAGGCCUUCCCUGGAGAGAAGGGGCCCAGAGCAGAAGUAGAAGCAGGCAGGAAAUGCCCGAGUAAAGAUUAGCAGCACAGGCCGCACCCUGUGCACACUUCUCUCGAGCAGCUCCUUCUCGUAGCCCUGAAGGCCUCAGAUGGGGACAAACUUAGGCCUUCUUUUCGAGCUUGUGUGUCUCCAGUGAUCCCCUAAUAUGUGUGCUUCUGGGAGGCAUCAGUGAUCCCCUGGAGGAUGACACGAGUUCCCACUGAAUCUCUCUGACUAGAAGCCCUUUGGCCUCUAGACCAGUUCAGGAACUCAUACUUGGUCAUUUCUUUUUUGCAAUGUUGUUUGGUUCUUGGGACCCUUAACAGAGAAACCCAGCUCUGGGUUUACAUACACAAAUCAAGUUCCGUCUCAGAAGGAAGCAGGGUUCUCUCUGGCUCCUGCCCCGUAACCCUGGGAGCAUCAGAAUGUAGCUCAUUUUAGGACUCUGCAGAAAACACAAAUAAAACAUUAAAAAGAGUCAUCGGUUCCCAUACAAGCACUCAGACUGACAAUACACUGAACACAAGACAACCUUGAUUUCACCUUCCAGGCAAUGCAAAACACAAAGGCCUCACACUUGAGCCCAUAAAACAGGACAACCCCUUCCUUCCUCUCUAAUGAGCCUCAUCUUCACCAGAGACCUAUACCAUCUCACAUUGUACAGAGCCACUAGAAGG